Bombyx mandarina (wild silkworm) is the source of this 1843-nucleotide messenger RNA. RefSeq names its product Potassium channel modulatory factor 1 (gene Kcmf1). The record is from RefSeq and is a predicted model, not a curated record. Gene Ontology annotation, molecular function: zinc ion binding. Lineage: Eukaryota; Metazoa; Arthropoda; Insecta; Lepidoptera; Bombycidae. Gene Ontology annotation, cellular component: plasma membrane. Gene Ontology annotation, biological process: synaptic signaling.
ACGUCAUUAUGACCUGGUUGGGUUAGGUUUGCUUGGAAAUUUUUGUUAUAAACCUUGUAUUUUGUUAAUAAUAAUUUGUUGUGCUGCCUAUUUUACAUUAGUAAAUUUAAUAGCUCCCAAAAUAGAGGCCUUUUUGGUGCCAACAAGUGUUUUUUCAACGACGUUCUCUGGCGAAAAUGAAUCGCCAUGAAGGAGUCAGCUGUGAUUCUUGUUUGAAAAAUAACUUUAGAGGACGACGAUACAAAUGUUUGAUUUGCAUCGAUUACGACUUGUGCGCUACUUGCUACGAGUCCGGCGCUACCACGAAUCAACACACUACCGAACACCCCAUGCAGUGCAUUCUUUCUAGAAGUGAUUUUGAUUUAUAUUAUGGAGGAGAAGCAUUAACAUUGGAACAGUCACAGGCGUACACGUGUCCUUUUUGUAACCGCAUGGGUUUUACCGACACUGGUCUCAUGGAGCAUGUAACGGCGGAACACGCUGACACAACCCUUGCCGUAGUUUGUCCGGUGUGUGCAUCAAUGCCAGGUGGUGAGCCUAAUUUCGUCACGGAUGACUUUGCUGGCCAUCUUACACUCGAGCACAGGACCGGGUCUAGAGAUCUCAUCUCUUUUUUGGAUGAACCCAGUGGUAUCCGGCAUGGCGGAGUACGACGCAUGCCCCACUCCGGUCGCGGCGUGAGUCGCGCGCGCCGUACUAACAUGCAGUUCAGCACCGGCGGGGGCGGGAUCUCGUCGCUGUCGCCGUCGUCCCGGGACGCGGUGGUGGAUCCGAUCGCGGAGCUCCUCUCCCAGCUGUCGGGCGUGCGGCGCGGCGCGCAGCCCGGCACUCCCAGCCAGCUCCAGCAGCUACAGAUGCAGCUGCAGCUCGAACGACACCAGGCAACUGCGGCGCGACAGCAGCUGGAGCGGUUGCCGCGACGCGGGGCCGCCAGUUCGACGGCCGCGCCGCCCCCCGCGCCCCAGCCCGCCGCGCAACUGCAGCAGCUGCAGCACGACAGCAGCGACUCACAGUUCCUGCUCGCCUCUUUCCUGGGAGGUGCGAGUACUGCGAGCGCGUCAGAGACAGAGAGUCGUGCGGCGUUGCUGCGCGGAUUGAUGCUGGCGUCGCUAGGUCGCGCGGCGCCGGCUCGCGCCCCGCCCGCGCCCCGGGCCCGCCCCGCGCCCGUCCGCGCCGCGCGCCGCGCCCCGCUCCCCCCGCCCCCCGCGUCAAGCCGACGCCGCGCACCAAGCUGCCGGUGCGGCCCCGCGCCGACGCCGCCGCGGAUGCCCACUGACGCUAGCCGCCCGCCGCUCCUCGUUUCUCGCUGACUCCUCCUAGUGAACGCUUGGGAUACGUUCGUUUCGUUGGCUUUCGAAAUAUCAGUGUGGUUUCCUUUGUCUUAGAGGAGUUAUAGUGGUGGAAUGUUUCGAUCGAUCCGGUCGAGGCCGUGGCCGCCGUCAUCCCGCGCGGACACCGCGGCUCUCGACCGGCACCGGUUUUGUUGACGUUGAGUUAUAGUAUUUAUUUGAAGGCGUGGGAGCCGCCACGAGCGUGAUAGAGGUAGUCGUAGAGUAUAAAAAUAUAAUCUUUUCUUUGCCGCGCUCCAGUUCAAUGUUGAUUGACAACUUGUAGAUAUUGUGUUUCUCUCUACUCGAAACCUACUGACUCCUCUUAAUUUUAUUAAUUUGGUUUUAUUGCAGUUGAAUAUUAUGGUUGGAAAACUACUUACACACUCUUUCACUAGCUAUUUGAUGAAAGUGCUUAUUAGUUCGAUUAAUUAUUAUACUCCAACAUUACAAAAUGUUUGUAUGUACCCUAAUUAAAUUAUAUAAUAUUAAAAUAUAGUUGUGUAUUCAUUUUA